AAUAAACGGGAGAACACACGGGCAGUAAUGGUGUGUCGUGACGUAAGACUUGCAUGGGUCUUGACCAGCAGGGAUGUGCUGGCUCUACAGAGCUCGUCUUUGGGCGGGGAGAAGACAAAAGCUGUGCGGGAAAGAGGUGCGGUCACAGGGAGGAAGAGGAGAGCCGUGCUGGGAAAAGAAAUGCGAGGAGACCGGGAAGGCGGGCGGGGGCCACGUUGUCCAUUCACAACUUUGACAGGCAGCAGCCGGAGGAGACGGCAGGAAGGUAUUCGCGCCGCUCCAGGAGCCCUUUGGCAUGCGCCUCUCCGGUCGGUGGCUGUUCACUGGGAUGCGGGCAGGAAGGAGAUGAUGGCGCCAUGCUGAGACCCAGGUCAGCGCUCAUGGGAAUGGUUCUGUGCAUGGCCUGUCUGAUAGAAGCCCCCGGCCAGAUCUUGAGUCCCGACCUGGUCCAGGAAGUGGAGUACCUCAUGAAGGAAGACCCCACUUUGUGUGCAGGCUGCAAGUUGUACACACCCACCUGGAGAGACUACCAGUGUUGCCCCGUCACUACCCUGGAAUGUUUUUCCGACGAGGUCAAUGUCCUCAUCUGGGAGUGGAAAGUCGUCCCCGAACACGGUCUGGCGCAGGGCCUCAAGAACUUUGCGGACAUGCUCACCCAGGGUGGCACUUUCGUGACCUCUGCGGUUCUUUUUUGUGGACUUCUGGAUCUGCCUCCGGGGAGCCUUUUGGACAAGGAGACCAGCUGCUGGGUCUCUGCCAAACCGGAGUCGGUUUGGAGGGACUGGAGGAGAUGCGGAUGAGGGGACAGGACUGUGGAGGUAGCACUGAGCGCCGGGACGGAGAGGCUUUGUGGUGUCUUGGCUGAAUGAGCAGGUGUCGGAACCCUCAGUCUCCUUGGACGUAUCCUCGGUCAUCCAUGCGGACCGGACACUGACCGAGAGUUGGUUGGCGGCCGAGAGUGGAGUCGGCUCUCUUGGUUGCUUUGUUGGGUCUGCUCCUGUCUCUGGCCAUGCACCCUCCAUCCCAGCGGACGAUGGCGUGGAACACCGCGAGGCCACCACAGUGUAUAUGUUUCUUUUACUUUUUAAUCAUAGCUUUAUGUAGAAGUGUCUGGUUGCAUCAGCUCCCCUACUUUUGUGUCUUUCAUGUCGUUCUUUGAUGUUUGAUGUUUUCCCUCUGAGGGAUGUGUACUAUGGCGAUGAGUUGGGGGUUUUUUUUGCCCCUUGGCCUCAGUCUGGACCCCCUCCCCAGGCGCCCAGGCUUAGACCGAUUAUUUUAUUUUAUUUUAUUUUAAUCUUCUAUUUGUCAUGCCUGUUAAUCUGGUUUUAUGUUUGAUCAUGUUUUGUUUUGUUUUCUGGACUCUAUUUGCGUUUGCACUUCCUUGUUUUCUUGGUCACCAUAGCUACUCAUUAGUUUACACCUGGUUCUCCUAGUCACGCCCCGAUCCUCAGCCUCUCACACCUGUUUCUAGUUACCACGGCCACUAUUUAUGUCACUUUCUUUCUGUUCAUCGUUCUGGGUACUUUGCAUGUGCUUGCCUUUAUGCCUGCAUUUUGCGUACAAACCUUCACGCCUUGCCACGCUGUUAACCAUUUGGACCACGUAAGAUCUUGUAUUUUUUGCCUCAGUGCAAGUUUUUUGUUUAUUGAAUAUCUUUGAUAGCAUCUUUUGUUUAUUAAUAGAUAGCCAUGCCAUUGUGCUGUGUUUGUUGAAGUUUUAGUAUAGAUUAUUAGCCGCCACCGAGCGCGUCCUUUGUUUUGCCUUUUUUUUUGUAUUAUAGUUUAUUAAUAAAAAAUAUGUACUCACAUCCAUGCCUGACUCAUCCCACAUCAUCUCUGCAUCCAGGAAGCAAAAACAAUCCUAGUCCCGGCAUGACACUAUUUUUUUCUCCCAUUCCCCUCCCAAUUUUUUACCUGUAUCACCUUUUUUGUAGGGGGCGCUGGAAGCAGCAGACCAGUCAGCGAUCCUGUUCUGUCUCCCUGUAAUGUUUGUCUGAUCUUGAAUGGGAUUGUGCUGAAAAUUGUAAUUUUCCUGAAUCAAUCAAUCAUCCAUCCAUCCAUCCAUCCAUCAUCUUCCGCUUAUCUGAGGUCGGGUCAAUCAAUGUUUAUCUAUAUAGCCCUAAAUCACAAAUGUCUCAAAGGGCUGUACAAACCACUACAACUACGACAUCCUCGGAAGAACCCACAUAAGGGCAAGGAAAACUCACACCCAGUGGGCAAGGAGAACUCACACCCAGUGGGACGCCAGUGACAAUGACUAUGAGAACCUUGGAGAGGACCUCA
Nerophis ophidion (straightnose pipefish) is the source of this 2282-nucleotide messenger RNA. RefSeq names its product interleukin 15, like (gene il15l). The record is from RefSeq and is a predicted model, not a curated record. Gene Ontology annotation, molecular function: catalytic activity. The coding region runs from base 54 to 800 and encodes 248 amino acids. The transcript is spliced from 4 exons. Lineage: Eukaryota; Metazoa; Chordata; Actinopteri; Syngnathiformes; Syngnathidae.